Messenger RNA from Owenia fusiformis, 735 nucleotides. The record is from the annotation of a GenBank genome assembly. NCBI's taxonomy places the organism in Eukaryota, Metazoa, Annelida, Polychaeta, Sabellida, Oweniidae.
CCUUGAUACUCAUGUUAGCAAUAAAAUCAAAUCAAAAAUAUGGAAUGGUGAUUAUGUCGACUUUGCUAUUCUGAUCAAGAAUGACAAAUUUGAUAGACACCAGUUAUCCAUAGCGAACAACCAAGACGGGGAAAUGGCAUUGUAUUUUGCCCCAGCUGUGUCGAAAAAAGCUCUUGCAUUUGGUGAGUGGCAGAAUGCGUUUAGAAUUUAUAGUACAAUUUUAACAGCUAGAAAACUUGAAUUGGCUAGUGAAUUAUUGAAAUCCAAUGACAUUGUUGUCAAACUAAUGCGUAAUGGUGGCAAUUGACUACAAUAUGAUGAAGAGUUCAGAAAAUUGAAGGAAAGACGACCUUCACUACCUUGGGGUAAAAUACAUUCUGAACUCUCUCAUAAUGUCCACAGGUAGUAAAAGGACAAGCCAUCCAAUGCUAAACAGAGUUUCAACAAAUCUGGAAAGCAAGGUUAAAAGUUUGAUAAUGGUAACAAACUGGGGUACUGCUGGAACUGGAAUGAUGGCAACUCAUGUACAUAUGACCCAUGUAAAUUUCAACUGAAUAAAUGCUCAAAAUGUGAUGGUCAACACAGAGCAGUGAACUGUCAAAAAGCGUCAAAUAAGCAGUCUAAUGGUUCUUUUCGAGCCCAAAAAUCCGGUUCCAGUAGUAACUCAGUUGAAUAAGUUCAUAGACAAUCAUGCUCCACUUGCCACUCCAAUUAAUCCGCUGGUCUUGUUAGAAC